AUGCCUCCUAAGAGUUCGCAGACUCCUAAACUGAUGAUUAAGUGGGCCUCUAAGCCAAGGAAUAUGAUUAGUAUUCGAGUGCACUUUAAUAAAAGGAACAUACUGAUAAUGGGAGGAGAGGAGAAGAUUGUUAAGGGACAGCUGUGUAUCAUCGAUGUUGUCAUCAUUAAAAUGGACAAAGUCAAUGAGUUAAUGGACAAGGCUCCUGGUGAAGAAGCUGUCAAAACCACCCUGUGCUUGUUGGACAAAAGUGAUUUAAUCAUACUUAGUGAGAAGGCAGCUUUGAUGAAAAAUGCUAUAUCCACACUCAUGCUAUUUGAAGCUGUGACUACUAAAAUGAGUGCUGAAAAGAAUGUCACUGGCUUUAAAGUCAUCCCAUUAUCAAGGGGUCUGCAACGACUUACUGCCACUAGUACAAGUGUCCUGGGUGUCAAUCUCAAUAAUCAAAUCGGAAAUAGUUUUCCAUUAGGAAUGGAGGAGAAUUAUCUGAUAGCUAUCCCCACUUUACUUGAUCCACGAUUUAAAAAGGCAGCAUUUACUGAUAGAAGUAGAGUGGAAAGAAUGUCUCGAGUAUUAUUAAAUGAGGUAGUUGCCUUACAUCAACAUCCAGCACCUGAGGCUGAUACAGGAUCUGUGCCGUCCACAGCAGAUGUUGAGACUACUUGCCACGGUGAUGCCAGUGUAUGGCAGUUUUUUGAUCAAAAAGUGGAACACAUAUUUUCCCAGCAAAUGCCAUCAACGUCAGCAUUCAUGGAAUUAGAUCAAUACUUCAAAGCACCAAUUCUUUCAAGGCAAGAAGAUCCAUUAAAAUGGUGGAAGACAAUAAACACAUUUAUCCCAACGUAG
This is a messenger RNA of Amphimedon queenslandica, 846 nucleotides long. RefSeq lists its product as uncharacterized. The record is from RefSeq and is a predicted model, not a curated record. NCBI's taxonomy places the organism in Eukaryota, Metazoa, Porifera, Demospongiae, Haplosclerida, Niphatidae. The coding region runs from base 1 to 846 and encodes 281 amino acids. The transcript has 2 exons.